UCCGGAGAGGUUGAGCGAUGUUGGUCUUUCUUAUAUGUCCGUCAUAUUGGACGAAGGUCACGUGUUUCCCACGUGCAGGAUUAUUGAAAAUACUAUUCCGACUUUCUUUACAAGAGAGCUGUUGGCAUUCUCAGAGAACAGUAGGUACGUGUCAAGGCCGUUUUACAAUACACAACUUUUGCCCAAAACAACUGUCGCAUGCAACCUGCUUACAACUUGAGUAGUACUGUGGAAAUCAACCACACAACUCAUUUACGUUGUCGUAUAGUGAAUUGUGUGCUUGAUCAGCCUUGAUGACACUACAACUCACGUUGUAAGAAGGUUAGUUGUAGUGGAAAUCGGUCUUAAGCUUGAGAUUCUAGCUCCAAUGUUGUUACAAUAGGUUUACGAGAAUUAUCGAUGUCGUUAUUCAUUCUGAUGUUCGCUGGAGGGAACAAGAUGUUGUUGACAUUUUAUCUGGAAUUAUUCAAGUGAGUAAAAGAAAUAUAUUGAAUUUGUGAUCUGCAUGAGGAAAUUGGACGUACAUUAGUAACAUGAGUUAAGCACUUUUGUUGAAUACUAUCAUGCUAAAUUUGUGAUUUCUUUAAACCUCGUUGCAGAAACAUGUCAAACGGUCAAGCGUUGUUCCUGAUGCCAACCGUACUCUGAUCGCGACCGAGUUUUGGUUGAGAGCAUUAUGCUGUUUAACUGACUGGAAUACGUAAGUUCUCUAAAUGAUCCCUUAAAGGUGCAAUGUUACUGUAGGAAAAGUGGAAUUAUUAUACCAGGAGAAAACCUAUUAGACACCAGAUUACCUAUAGACAGACCUUGUUUAAAAAAAAGCAUCUUCAACUCCGAUUUUUAACUUGAUAAAGUUAAUAAAACAAAUAAUUGAUUUUCUUUUCUUACAGGGACACAAACGUUUUACAACUGUUGAACAAUUUGUUGAAAUGUAUAUUCAGAAAUUCUGACGCUCACGAGUUUAUCGUCAAUUACUUUGUUGAGAAGCACCAGGUAUGAACUGUCAACUCCUGAAGGCGAAACAUUUAAAAAUCUAUUUCACGUCUUCUUAUUUUCGUUAUUCUGUGUUUCAGGACACAUUAAGAAGCCUCAAAGAUCAGGGAUUUCUUUCGGCUUUUUUUUCGUUUGUCGUUUCAUACCCUUCCUCUGCCAAUUUGGUUGAUAUUAAAGUAAGUGUGUGUGUAGUGUAUUUGAUCACGUGGUUACGUUGAAGUGAUGUGGUGAAACAGUACGUGGUAUAAACUGUAUCACUUCUGUGGCUAGGCUUUUAUUCCUGCAAUGUGCAAGUUGUCUGAUUUUCCUGCAAUUUGCAAGUUAUCGAAGUCUCAGUCACAGAGGAAGUACAUACAGAGAUCUCACUUCAGGUUAAUUUCGUGUAAGGGAUUUUUUCAAUUCGCCAUGUUCUUAGCAAGUGCCCUAAAGAGAGGCAGUCACUCCCCUGAAAACAUAUUGAAAAUAUAAUAUUCCAGGGGGGUGAAUGCCUCUCUUUAGGGCACUUGCUAAGAACAUGGCCUCCAGCUAUUUCGGUAAAAAAGCACCUUACGGUUUUGUAAUGGAAGUUACACUUCUGUAUGUCUUUAUUCUGUGUCCCAGUCGCAUUUGAAAUGAGUGCUUCCAGUCUAAAGGCCCAUUUCCACUCAAGAAAAAUUUCCACGGACAGAAAAUUUCCCGAAAAUAUCAUUGUUAAAAGUUGAAAAUUUUCAACUUAAAAAUUUUUUUCCCGACGGAAAAUUUGUCUCUGCCAAUCACAUUUUACAAAAUUUUCUUUCUGCGGAAAAUUUUCCGGAGUGGAAAUGCAGGCCUUGACUAUACGAAAUAUUGUAAGUUUUUUUUCUGAGUAGUCCAGUUGGUUAAUUUAGUAUUAGUUUUUCUAUGAAAACUGGACUUUGAGGACUGGACUAGAUUUCAAGUCUGGGCAAUUUGAUCAAAAUGGAUCAAAAUGCGAGGAGUUGAAAUCUAGUCCAGUCCUCUUAGUCGGAUUUGAAAUUACAUCUCAUUCGAUUAAAUCACUAAAUGGACCAUUUGCAUUAGAAUUAAUUUUGAUCCUGUCCAAGGACUGAAUUAAUUUCGAUCCAGUCUCGAUCAUGAGAAUUAUUAAUGAGUUUGAGAUAUAUGAUUCUUUCUGUUUCAGACGCACUCUCAGUAUGUGUAUUUCUGUUACUACGUUCUUUGCGCGGAGUCUCGGUAUCAACAACGAUGUGGCUUGAAAUCUGGUCUCGCUAAUAAACUUCAUGACAAACCUCAGAUGUGCAUCGAGACAGCUUUGAAGGUUGUUUCUAUGAAUAUUUGAUUUUAGGGACCGCUCAUAAUUUAUUGUACACGGGGGAUUGAGGGGAAACUGGGGGGGGCUUUAAAUUUUUUAAAACCUGAAAAGGGGGGGCUUUGAAAAAAUACAGAGAGACGAAAGAAGGGGGGCUUUGAAAAUAUUUACCAUUCUUAACAAAUAACAAUGUUUAUAGACUUUCAAUAUUCAUAAAUGGAAGCCAAAUAAAAAGUCUCUUAUGUUCAUGUAAAUAGACAAUCCCCAUUAUAGACUAAUUUUAGAACUAGGCAAAGAGAUGCAAAUCAAGGCCGGAUAAAAAAAUGUUAGUCAGAAUCGCAUAUUUUCACCGUUGAGAGUUGGGUCUAAAACCAUUGAAAAUGAAUUCCCUUUAGUACUUAAGUUGAUGAAUUUCACUUCAUUAAACUACGCACAUAUUCAUAAUUAUUAUGAAGUAGGAAUAAAUCUUAGCUAAGCUACGACACGUUAGUGAUUAAUUGCUUUUUCUUUUGUUAUGCAUUGUUUUAAUUAGGCACAGAGGUGAAAAUAUGCGAUUUUGACUGACAUUUUUGAUCGGCCUCGUACAUGCUUAUUUUUUCUCCACUUGGUAUGAAAAGCAUGUCAUUCAAUAGCUAAAAGCCUGAUCUUUCCAAAUAUGAAAACCAAUUGUUCGUACGCCGAGUGAUUCACGUAUAAUAGCGCGCUGAAGUUCGAUUACCUUUUUUUUGAUACACCCUGUAUAUAGUUAUCGACAGACCUACUUACAUGCUACUUGGCGUCUUUGUUUAGAAAGUCUCAUCUUCAUUGAAAGAUGUCAUUCCUAUCCCAUCCUGCAACUUGGAUAUCUACCGCUGGGCAGACUUGGCGCUAUCAACAGACCACGAAGAACCAGUACUUGCCGUAAUCUGGCAGAACUUUUUUGUACAAUUUUUACAUCGCGUAACUGCUGGUCCAGGGUAAGUUUAGUACAGAACCUAGUUUUCGUUUUGACCGUAAUAUUUGACUUCGUUUUUGAAUUUCUUCGUGUGCAGCAGAUUUUGGUCAAACGGCAGUUCUCAGAGUGGGAAAAUAAUGUGAUUUUCACGGGAUUUUCUUAAUUCUUUAUGUAACAGUUUAUGUUUGUUUUGUAUCUUAGCCUUCCUGAGCGUGGCAGUGUCGGAUCACGUUUCUUUGAAAGUACAGCGAACACAACAUACUUAAAGGUAAAAGAAUACUCCACAUUACCCCUUCAUUCAGAACAGAUUGAUGUCAUUUGUGUUGCCCUCCGCCCCCUGGCGAGGGUUCCAUCUGCUUAAAAUAGAAGCAAAAAGAGAAGAAAAGACUGUUUAGGUAUUUCAAUCUCAUAACCAACGCUUGUCUGGCAGAAAAAAUAUAUAAAAAAUUGUGUCUAAAAAUGUCAAGAAUCAAGCCUCCAGAGGCCGGUUGUAUAGAAAAUUGGUUAAAGUUAACUAUAGUUAGUGGAAACGUCAUCCAAUAAGAAGUGCGUAUUUGAGAGUUAAUCACUGUGUAACUACAAAAUAGUGAUUAAAAAAGUGAUUAAGAGUUUUAUACAACCAGCCCUAGAGGCUCAAAAUGCAAACAUUUUCUGGUGGUGCUCCCCUUCCCCCACCCCAGAACACCUCCAAUUCACUGAGGUUAGUCCAGUCGUCCGGUCAGUGCCAGUAAUACUCAUUUCUAUCAUUUAGAUUAUUCCAAACUUUAGCGCUGUGGUUGGAUGAACCUCGUCUGCAUAGUCCCACGUUGUUUCUGCAAGGCCUACCUCCUGUAUAUGAUGCUGAUCGCUUGACAAAGGUUUUGAGACGAGAUGAGGUACUACUGCAUCGCAGUUCUGUAUGUUGUGUUAAUAUUUAUUUUAAUUUAUUAUUGUGUAUGGGAAAUAAUUAUCACUUAUUUACUGAGACCGAGGGAAACAGUGUGUUUUGUGGUCAGUAAAUAAGUGUUUUAUUAUAUAUCAAUAGUCAAAGAAACAACAAAUUAAAGAACAAAUGAACGUAAAUACAUGAAAUAUUUAAUUGUUAAAACGUUAUAUUAAACACUGGCUACACUGCAGUUACUUAAAGCGAAAGUUUUAAUUACGUACUAGGCAUGUCCAAAGGUCGCAUCUUCACGUGAUGGCGCACGUGAUUUUUUUUGUUAUUCGCCGGUCGAUAACGUAUUAUCUCCCUCUCGCGCUGUUGCGAAGGAGACAGCCUAAUUUCCUCACUCUCACGUGAUAUGCUCUCAACCAAUAAAACACUAGAAAAAUACGACUUUGACUAUUGAUAUAUAAUAAUGUUUAUUAUUUCAUUGGAUGUAACACAUACGUAAAAACGCACAAGUUGUUACUAAUCUGUUCACAAGUUGUCGACAAGAUGUGUUUGCAUUGCUUGUUCCAAGUUGUUGUAACAAGUUUGAAACAAUCUGUUAACAACCUGUAACAAACUUGAUGGCAUUAUCAGUGACUUGUUACAAGGUUCUAACAAGUCUGAUACAGUUAUGAUAUAACAAGAAUGUUACAAGGUUGACCACACAGGGUUGUAACAAUAUUGUUAUAUCAUGACUGUAUCGGACUUGUUGGAACAACCUUGCAACAAGUCUGAUAAUGCCAUCAAGCUUGUUACAAGUUGUUAACAGCUUGUUCCAAGCUUGUUGACAACUUGUGACAAGCAGUGCGAACACUGUUGGCAGACUUGUUACAAGAUAUGAGAAUUUUACGUCUGUAGUCUUGCAUUUGGUCACAAAUAGACUUUGGGUUGUGUCUGUUUAGAUCUUGUGGUUGGACAGUGUUGACUUGGCGAUGAUCGACUGGCAGUUGAAUGCCUCGCUACAAUUCUGGAUGAGAUUUAAUAAAGAAAGACAAAAGAAAAUCUGUACCAUUCAAAAACGUAAUCUGAUUAAGAAACCAGGUAACAGUUUGAAGUAAUGUUUUAAAGGAGUAUGUUGUAAUGAAGAAAUAAAUGAAGUUGAAGACUUUCUCUUUCGUAGAGCGUGUUGCCCACAAAACGUUCGGUCGUGAAGAGAUGAUUGAACCGCCGUUAUUCAACGUUUUAUCCACACCAAUACCAGAAUGUCCUGUAUCCGUUCUCUUGGAUAAAUAUAAAAUAAUGGAAACUUUAGGAAGGAACCUGGAUGUUCUUGCGGAUUAUGCAAGGUACAGGAAUACUUUAUUUUAGUUGUAAAGGUACGUUUACACACAACGAUGAAUCGGGCCGAUUCAGCUUUCAUUAAAUGAUAUUUGAAAAAUACGCUGUCAACGUCAUCUGACGACAUCGUCAACUGACAACAGUCGUCAUUAACAUUCGGCAAAACCUGAAAUCGGCUCGAUUAAUCGUUGUGUGUAAACGUAGGUUAAGGGAGAGCACGCGUAGUAGCUGCGGUUUGCGGGCUGCUCCUUACCUCUGAGUAAUCCAGGGUCUCCAUGUUUUCUGGCUUGCCUCCCUCACCAAAAGCUAACCCUUAUGUCUUAGUUGUUGAGCACAUCUAUCACGAGUAACCACACCCUGCGUAAUCAAUAUUACAAAAAUCAUUACCAUUAUAUCAAUGUUCAUAUAAACACCUGUAUAAAGGAACUACAUUUAGCUAUAUGAAAUGACUGUCUUCUUUUGGUUUAGAAAAUUUAUGAUGAAACUUUCAACAAACUCCGCUCUUGAUUACGAGUACAUGGACAUGUUAAAGCACCUAUAUGAGAACACAGAAACACAGGUAGUGUUGAGAUUUUUGCUCUUUAGUAUAAGACAAUAUCUAGAAGGGAGUGUAUAGUCAAAUGUAAUCGCCACAAUAUUGGACUUUGUAACUUAUUUGAUAGCUUCAAAUGUCCAUACCAUGUCACAAGAAAGGAACUACUAAGAAAGGAUGUCAGGGACCUGCUAAUCUUGUUGUCAAGGUAAUGCCUUAAUGCGCAUAAUAAUCGGGUAGAUGCCUUAAUACGCAUAAUAAUUGCGUGCGGAAAUUGGUACCACAUUUGGGCUGAAAAUGGUAGCAAUUUCCGCACGCAAUACAAAAGUACAAAAUUUGCAAACUUUGCAAGGCUAUAGUAUAUUUUCCCAAUGUUUGCAGAUUUAUUCCUGCGCGCAGUUUUAUUUCUGCGUGCAGAUUUAUUUCUGCGUGCAGAUUUAUUCCUGCGUGCAGAUUUAUUUCUGCGUGCAGAUUUAUUCCUGCGUGCAGAUUUAUUUCUGCGUGCAGAUUUAUUCCUGCGUGCAGAUUUAUUCCAGCGUGCAGAUUUAUUCCUGCGUGCAGAUUUAUUCCUGUGUGCAGAUGUAUUCCUGCGUGCAGAUUUAUUUCUGCGUGCAGAUUUAUUCCUGCGUGCAGAUUUAUUCCUGCGUGCAGAUUUAUUCCUGCGUGCAGAUUUAUUUCUGCGUGCAGAUUUAUUUCUGCGUGCAGAUUUAUUCCUGCGGCAGAUUUAUUCUGCGUGCAGAUUUAUUCUGCGUGCAGAUUUAUUCUGCGUCAGAUUUAUUUCUGCGUGCAGAUAUUUAUUCUGCGUCAGAUUUAUUCCUGCGUGCAGAUUUAUUCCUGCGUGCAGAUUUAUUCCUGCGUGCAGAUUUAUUCCUGCGUGCAGAUUUAUUCCUGCGUGCAGAUUUAUUCCUGCGUGCAGAUUUAUUCCUGCGCGCAGAUUUAUUCCUGCGCGCAGAUUUAUUCCUGCGGCAGAUUUAUUCCUGCGUGCAGAUUUAUUCCUGCGUGCAGAUUUAUUCCUGCGUGCAGAUUUAUUCCUGCGUGCAGAUUUAUUUCUGCGUGCAGAUUUAUUCCUGCGUGCAGAUUUAUUCCUGCGUGCAGAUUUAUUCCUGCGUGCAGAUUUAUUCCUGCGUGCAGAUUUAUUCCUGCGUGCAGAUUUAUUCCUGCGUGCAGAUUUAUUCCUGCGUGCAGAUUUAUUCCUGCGUGCAGAUUUAUUCCUGCGUUCAGAUUUAUUCCUGCGUGCAGAUUUAUUCCUGAUAAGGGAUUUAAUCGCAUAUUUUUCACCGAUGAGGGAUUACCCUUACCAGACGUCCAGGGAGUGUUGUAGGGCUGUCCAGUGGAAAUAAACUUUAGGCUUCUUCGUGUUUUAGUACCGUGAAAAGAAGUCGUGCGACCCAGUUCGUGACCGUGCCAGUCGAAAUCGUGAGGAAUUCAAGAUGCUCAUGCGUGAAAUGUUGCACCAGAUGCCGCCUGAUAUCUGUCUAAACGCGUUGUGUGUAGAAAAAACGUUGACGUAAGUUGUAAAAUGUAUUGGAACUAGACUACUCGUAUGGGACUUGAAUUUAUUGGACCUAGCCUAUUCGUAUGGGACUGUGAGCGGGCUAUCUUUUUUAACUUGAAUUUAUUAUGCAUAAACUCAGAUCAGAAUGACCCGAGAAUGAUAUAGUUUCUUGAAUUAUUUUAUCCAGGUUGCUUCUAAAGCAAUGGAAAAGCUGCCAAAAUCCAGCAUUUAGUAGUAAGUAUGGUAGUUAGGGCCGUUGGUAUAGUAUAUGGUAGUUAGGGCCGUUAGUAUAGCAAGCGUGUAGCAGAUUGUCAACUUCAGAAAGGUUGACCAUCAUCUACUGCACAACAGUGUUGAGUGAAAUCCAUCAUUGUUAAAAUGUCGUUCUGAAGUACAUUUGAAGUGUUGUUACUCCGGCAAUUAAUGAGAAGUAUAUUUGCUAAUAUUUUUCAGAGAAGUUUGAAGACAUUGGUUGCAGUACGUUCUACAUGUUCAUCGAUAUGGUUUCCGAUUCCGUGCGACAGUUUCCUCCAACAAUGCAGUUUUUCUCAACUUGUGUUGAGCUACUUGGGAAGGUACGCACGAUUUCCUGAUACCUAGUGCAACCAUACCACAUCAUACUACAAUAUACAUACAUUAUUAUACCAUGCCAUACCAUACCAUACCAUACAUACUGCAUCCUCCAUCAUACCAUACUUUAUCAUAUUAUACUAUACACUAUAAUACCAUAUGAUACUAUACUGUACCAUACCACACCAUGGUCCAUAGACUCCAUACCGUAUAAUAACAUUCUUGACAUUACCUAACAUUCCAUUUCCUGUUUUUCUUUUUUUUCUUUUGUUAAUUAAGCCUUAUUUCCACACAGGAAAUUUUUCGGCGGAAAGAAAAUUUUGCAGAAUGUGAUUGGCUUGGCCGACACAAAUUUUCCGUCGGAAAAAAAUUUUGAAGUUGAAAAAAAAUUUGAAGUUGAAAAUUUUCAACUUUUGACAAUGAUAUUUUCGGAAAUUUUUCUGUCCGUGGAAAUUUUUCUUGAGUGGAAAUGGGCCUUUAUCGUAAAACUACAUAAGCAUUGAGUUACGAAUCUUUCUCUUUAAACAUUUGUUUUUCAAUUCUCAGACUUUUAUCAUGGAGAACCGUACUCAAACAGAAGUUUUGUUGCGAACAAUCCUGGCUCGUCCUAAAAUCGUUGGUUUGCUAUUACCAAUAUUUCAACCUAGCACAUGUGAGGACAGUUUCACGGAAAUGUACGAGAAUGUUAUUCAGACGAAUUUGGACGUCGAAGUCAAGUUUUCACUCCUUUCCAAGGUAUAUGCAUCUGUACAAGGUAUAAAAUUUUCACAAUUUUUGAAAAAAAAAAUAGAAAAAAUUCUCAGAAAUUUGAAUCCCCCCCCCCAUUCUACCAAGUCACUGUUCUUCCUAGAGAUCCUGUAAGGGCCACCCUUAGCCCCUCCCUUUGCUCCUUCCGACGGGGGCACCCCUGUACCAACAGCAUCCCAAUUAGGUCUUUCUUAGAGACUUAAAUUUCUCUGUUCUAUAUUUCAGUUGUGUUCCCUCGUUGAAAGUUGUCGUGGUUUUCUAAUAGAAAUCUUUCCCAGAAUACCCUGGGUUGAGGUCUUGCAACAUUUUCGGUAUGUUCAAAUGUAUUUAUUCUUGUAUAUAACACACUACAAUCUAUUUAGCGACAAAACUCCAUAACAUCAAUCACUUGUAGAUCUUGCAAAUCAUAAACUUAUAUCUUUAUUUCCCUUUUGAUUUAGACUCGUUGAAGGAGCGACUGCGCUGAAGCAAUUUCAGAAUCUACUUUUUAAUUUAUUACUAGUCUUGGGAAAUGAGAAGAGUAUCAUUAAGAUAGAGGUAAGGCUGCUGAAAGUUUCAAAAUAAGAACAAAACAAGGGAGAAUUUUUAACUUAUAUUAUAUUUCCUAGGAAUGUGAAAUGUUGACUCUCGUUGGAAAGGCUGUGGAAUUGGAUUGGGACCUUCUAGAUGGGACGUAAGAAAUGUUCAAUAUCAGUUCCAAACUUUUCUUCCAAUAUCCUUCUAACCCCCUUCAGGUCCAGCAAAGGCCACUUCUUAUUGGUCCAGUGUUACUGCAGGAAGAAACCGUUCUACCCAGAGAAAACCUGUGGUGUUUGGUAGAGUCAAACGAAAAACACUUCUCUCAUUUGCAACUGAUGUGAAUUAUAAUCAGACAAGUGAAUAUUGUAGGAAUUAAACCCUGGUCACAGGAUGGGAGGUGGUAUGUACUACUUCAAUUCUAAGUAAAGUGUUCUUUCUAUUUUAGCACAUUCCGCUCAGUCUGUGAUUGGUUGGUAUCAAACUGCAAUUAUGUUGAAGUAUUGAAACCGUCUUCUGUGAUAUGGAACAGUAUCAGGUUAGAAAGUCUCUAGCAGUUGUUUGGAGAAGCCAAUUUGUUCAAUUGCCUUUUAGCGCUAAUCGUAUAUUCUGAUUUUUGUUUAGAUUGCUCCAAGCUGCAUGUUUAUUGUCUUCCUUGGUUACUAGCGAAUACACUUACACUGUAAGUAUCUAUAGGAUUGAGAGUGAAGCUGAUGUAAGGAAGCAGAUAUUCGUUAACUUCAUAGUUGUUGAUACUUGUGAUGUUACUCUGAAUGUAUAUCCACACCGGGCAAACUUGAAAAAUAUGCCAGAGUAUACUCAGAGUAACAUCACAAGUAUCAUAUUCACCUGAGUACAUUACACCAACACAGAAAAAAUUCAUGAUUCAUAGUUGUUGUUUGUGAUGUUACUCUGAGUGUGCAUUCACACCGGGCAAGCUGAAAAGUUUGCCUGACCAGGGUGGGAAUUGAACCCGCGACCUUUGGGAUACUAGUAUUGGACUAGUAUCGCAAAGGUCCCGUGUUCGAUUCCCACUGUGGUCAGGCAAACUUUUCAGCUUGCUCGAUGUGGGUGCACACUAAGAGUAACAUCACAAACAUCAUGCUCACCUGAUUACAUAACACCAACACACACAAAAAAUUUCACAGUUGAUACAUAUUGAAGCAAGCAAAUUAAACUACAUUCCACAAUCUUUAUAUAUAGGCCACCAAAUACAAGACUACUAUACAAGAUUAAAAGAAAUAACAUUAUUUUGUCCCUCUGAGAACUACCAGUUGACCACCAUAUCCACCUACAGCAUGGUGUCAAUAUUCUUUUCAUUUCUUAGAAUAUCCCAGAGAAGCGUCUACAUUAUUUGAACAGUAUGGUGAAAUUGUUAUGUAAGUGUUCUGCCAGUCCUGAGCACACACCUGGACUGUAUCGUCCUGUCAUUGAGCAAUUGAUGGACAGUGUAUUGGUUGCCUCGACCUCAGGUUGGUGGAAUUUCACAGAACACGAAUGCAUUGCAUCGAGUUUUCUUCCUGAAAUAUACAGUUGUCGAACGUUUGAAGAGUGUUUCCAGUUUGACUUUCCCGAACAUCGCAAGUUUCCUCCAAUUAUUCUGGUUUCCUCGUGUUACACUGGACCAUUAAGUGAUAAUCCUUUCUGGACCUCAGGGAGAACAGUUUAGAACUGAUAGAGCUAUCCAGUAUAAAUAAAGUUAGUUUAGUUUAGGUUUCUUCCUGUGGUAACACUGGAUCAUUAAGUGAUAAUCUUUACUAGGGAGAACACUUAGGAACUGUGGACCUAUCCAAUUUUGAGAUGCAGUAACCUUAUCUUUCUUGAUUUUUUAAGAUGCAACAACAAACAACCAGAAUAUAACAUUUUUGUACAUGGAAGUCCUGAACCUUCUCAACAGCUUGUCACCCACGGAGAAAGUUCUAGUCCUCGCUUUAGAAACCAUUCAAGAGAAGAUCCGUGAUCUGACUCAGACCAAUGUUAUCUUAGCUAUGAUCGUAGCAGCCUGUCGUUCUCUGGCCAGUAUUAACCUCAUGGUACAGGUGGUUGAGGUUGCAGUGGAAACACACUUUAAUAACAUCAAGCUGCCAUCGAUUGGUGAAGGCAAUGAAUCUCAGGAAGGUUUGGUUGAUCCUUGGACUGAUGUAUUUGCUUCAGUUACCGUGCCGGAGUUAUCUCAACGAGAGUUUGUUCAAGGUUGGCACACAAAUAUGAUAGAAGAAUAAAAUAAAACAUUCCUCAAAAGAUAAUCCCUCUUACUGAUAGAGCUAUCUAGAACUGAUAGAGCUAUUUAGUAUAAAUGAGUUUAUUGAGUUUCUCACUAUAAAAUGGUGAGCAAAUUUCCCAAGCUACGAUUUAACGUCCUUAUCCGAGAAGACGCGAAAAUCUAACCAUUUACUGAUGAAGGAUUAAACCCAGCCUGGGUCUUGAAAGGCAAGCGUGUUGUCCAUGAUACCACAUGUGUUGGGUUUAUGCAUGUGGGUUUCACUUCUGUUCCAAGGGUUCAAUUGCUGAUUAUAAUUUAUUCUCAGUCACGAGAAGUAAAGUACUUCCAGUUUGAUUCUGCCAAACACGGCACAUUUUCGGUAGAUACCUGGGGUUUUUCCUGGAAUACUGGGCCAAGAAGAGAUAGGCUUAUUAAGCCCUUGCUUCGUAAAAUGAUUAACUUUUUUCUUCUUCUUGAUUCUUAUAUAGAAUGUAUUAAUCAUAAUGCAGUCUUAACUUUGUUCACUCAUACUGUCCAAUAUUUGUCUCAAUGUCAAAGUGCUGCUGCAGAGUUGAUCAUGCUCAAAGAUCUCACCGCGUGGACUGCAAGUAUUAAACCAAGGUGAGAGAGGAUUGCAUCUUACUUCCUUUACUCCCGGUAGUCAACAUUUCCUUCUGUACUUAUUCUGGACCAAUAAUACUCUUACUGGACCUCUUUGAAGAACAGUUUAGAACCGAUAGAGCUAUCCAGUAUAGUCCUAGCGUAUAAGCGCACCUUAACACAUACAUGUGUUCAAAUAAUCAUUUUGUUUCACUAACGUCCAGUGUACGUUCGUUCAGUAGUUCCAACCAAACCACGACAAUAAUUUUCAUCUUUUCUUGACAGUAACCCAGAUACGGAAAGCAAAGUGAUAUUACUGUGGUACAAGAUCUUACAACUCAUAGUCCGUCAAAUCAGUUAUGACGUCAACUUGCGUGAUCUGGGUCAACAAGUCGAUUUCCUUAUUCCUUACAUCACUCACGCUGGGGAAGAUAGGGACACGACGGGGCUCCUAGGAGUAAUUGGAUUUGGAAGAAAGUCUCCACUUACCGCAAGGUUUGUAUAUUCUGUGAGCUCUAUAUGUAACUGGAGCUCUAUAUGUAACUGGACCUCUAUAUGUAACUGGAGCUCUAUAUGUAACUGGAUCUCUAUAUGUAACUGGAUCUCUAUAUGUAACUGGAUCUCUAUAUGUAACUGGAGCUCUAUAUGUAACUGGAUCUCUAUAUGUAACUGGAGCUCUAUAUGUAACUGGAUCUCUAUAUGUAACUGGAUCUCUAUAUGUAACUGGAUCUCUAUAUGUAACUGGAGCUCUAUAUGUAACUGGAGCUCUAUAUGUAACUGGAUCUCUAUAUGUAACUGGAUCUCUAUAUGUAACUGGAGCUCUAUAUGUAACUGGAUCUCUAUAUGUAACUGGAUCUCUAUAUGUAACUGGAGCUCUAUAUGUAACUGGAGCUCUAUAUGUAACUGGAGCUCUAUAUGUAACUGGAUCUCUAUAUGUAACUGGAUUGAUAUCUUCAGGACUUUAAACUCUUCUUCUUUAUCUUUCUGUAGCUUUCGUUUCCUGUGUCGUGCUCUGUCCACGUUUCUCUCCGCGCAGCUACCCACCAACGGCUUACCACGUGUGAAGACAAACGCACCUGGAUGUCCUAAGGCCGGUGCUAAGAAGGUAAAUUUAGAGAUGUUGCCUUUCGUUGACCUGUAUGUAGUUUAUAUAGAGCUAUCCAUUAGAAUAUAAAGGUAGUUUAGUUUUGGUUUCCUCCUGUAGUAGCACUGGAUCAAUAAGAGAUGGUCCUUAUUGGAUCUCUAGGGAGAACAGUUUAGAACUGAUAGAGCUAUCCUGUAUAAAUAAAGUUAGCUUAGUUUAGGUUUCCUCCUGUAGUAACACUAUACCAAUAAACUCAUUGCUGGAUCUUAAGCGAGAACAACUUAAGACUUGUAGACUCUUUCCCUUCAGAAAUUCACAUCGCCAAGUCAUAUAAAUAAAUGUUUAUAUUCACAGGAAACGACGUCUGGUCCUGUCGCUACACAGCGUACUAACACCGCGUUUCACAAUCUGGAAUCACUACGGUUAAAUAAAACAUAUUUGAGUUUGGUGGAACAUAUCGAAUAUGCAUGUAAAUAUAUUAUCAACCCAGAACACUGUUUGUGUGAUGGACCUCGAUUCCUGGAAAAAUUAAGUCAAGAUUUGUUCAAAGAUAAAAGUUAUCUUGUGCUCGCUGUGUGA
Molecule: messenger RNA, 13708 nt
Organism: Paramuricea clavata
Lineage: Eukaryota; Metazoa; Cnidaria; Anthozoa; Malacalcyonacea; Plexauridae
Source: the annotation of a GenBank genome assembly